Messenger RNA from Cicer arietinum (chickpea), 1552 nucleotides. RefSeq names its product enoyl-[acyl-carrier-protein] reductase, mitochondrial. Gene Ontology annotation, cellular component: mitochondrion. The record is from RefSeq and is a predicted model, not a curated record. Gene Ontology annotation, biological process: fatty acid metabolic process. Lineage: Eukaryota; Viridiplantae; Streptophyta; Magnoliopsida; Fabales; Fabaceae. Gene Ontology annotation, molecular function: oxidoreductase activity.
UUGAUUUAAAAUGAAAUUAGAUUUGCCAAUCCCUCAGAUUUUAAUAAAUCCCUUGAAACGACGUCGUGACAAGGAAGAGAGAGAGAGAGUCACGGCAUACAACACAAGCAGAGAAAGAGAAUCAUAAGCAAAGAAUCACAGAGAGAGAGAGAGAGAGAGAGAGUUUGAUAAAAAUGUUGCGAUCACUGAUUCAGAAAUCCCCUUCUUCAAUAUUCCACCUCAAUUUCAACUUGAGGUCACUUCGGAGCAGAGUUAUGAACACACAAUCAUUCUCCUCCACCGUGUCACCGCCGUCGAAGGCAAUCGUAUACGAAACGCACGGCCAACCCGACGCGGUGACGAAACUUGUGCACAUUCCGGGUACGGAAGUGAAAGAGAAUGAUGUGUGCGUGAAGAUGCUGGCAGCUCCAAUAAACCCUUCUGAUGUGAAUAGGAUACAAGGCAUUUAUCCCGUGAGGCCAGAACCACCUGCAGUUGGUGGUUAUGAAGGUGUUGGAGAGGUUUACUCCGUUGGCUCCGCUGUAACUUCUUUCUCUCCUGGCGAUUGGGUUAUUCCCUCUCCACCUUCUUUCGGUACGUGGCAAACAUACAUUGUGAAGAAUCAGAAUGUUUGGCACAAAGUAAACAAGGGUGUGCCUAUGGAAUAUGCUGCUACAAUUACUGUUAAUCCUCUCACUGCUCUUCUCAUGCUUGAAGACUGCGUUACUUUGAACUCAGGAGAUGCUAUUGUGCAGAAUGGGGCAACCAGCAUGGUUGGUCAGUGUGUCAUUCAGCUGGCAAAGUCUCGUGGCAUUCACAACAUCAAUAUUAUCAGAGACAGGCCUGGGGUUAAUGAAGUAAAAGAAAGACUUAAGGAUUUGGGUGCUGAUGAAGUUUUCACUGAGAAUGAAUUGGAAGUGAAGAAUGUCAAGAGUCUCCUGGGUGGUAUACCGGAACCUGCACUGGGGUUUAACUGUGUUGGUGGCAAUUCUGCUUCUCUGGUUCUCAAAUUUUUAAGACAUGGAGGAACAAUGGUGACAUAUGGUGGAAUGUCUAAAAAACCUGUCACAGUAUCAACUUCAUCCUUCAUAUUUAAGGAUAUUUCUUUGAGGGGUUUCUGGUUGCAGAAGUGGUUGGGCACAGAUAAAGCUGAAGAGAGCAGAAGAAUGAUAGACAGGCUUUUGGGUCUUGUACAAGAUGGAAAGUUAAAAUACAAGAUGGAAUUGACUCCUUUUCACGAUUUCAACACAGCAUUGGAUAAAUCUCUAGGAAAACUUGGGAGCCAACCAAAGCAAGUGAUCAAAUUCUAAUUCAGAACGUUGGAUUGGAUUUAAGGCUUGUGGUUAAUAUUACUUUCUUCAAGGAAGGAGUUCUGCAUUUUAAAUGCCAUUUCUAACUCGCCGUGUCUGAAGUAUACAUCUUGUAGGAAUCCCAUGUGUAUGAUAAAGAAUACUGAAAAUACCCUUUACUUAUCUAAAAAUUACUUGUAAUAACUUCUCAAAACAAUUAGGAAUACAUUUUUUUGAGAGAAAGGGAAACAGUCUUAAUCUCAGUUUACCAUUUUUGUCACCGA